This is a messenger RNA of Acipenser ruthenus (sterlet), 3499 nucleotides long. RefSeq names its product serine/threonine-protein phosphatase 6 regulatory subunit 1-like. Gene Ontology annotation, molecular function: protein phosphatase binding; protein phosphatase regulator activity. Gene Ontology annotation, cellular component: cytosol; nucleus. The record is from RefSeq and is a predicted model, not a curated record. Lineage: Eukaryota; Metazoa; Chordata; Actinopteri; Acipenseriformes; Acipenseridae.
AUCAUCUCGUUCCUGCGGAGGCGUGAUGGGUUCCUGUCUCUCUUGCUCUCUCACAUCGGCACGUCUGCCAUCAUGGACUUGCUCCUCAGACUCCUCACCUGCGUGGAGCAGUCCGCUCUCAGACAGGAAGUGCUCAACUGGCUCAUUGAAGAGAGGAUUGUUCAGAGACUCGUUGACAUGAUUCACCCCUCGAAAGAUGAAGAGCAACACUGUAACGGCUCCUCCUCUCUCUUCGACAUCAUCAGACUGAACCGGGAUCAAUUAAUCCACAUCCAGCUGAGCCCAGAACACGACCAGCUGCUGAGCAUCUUAGAGAGACAGGACACUAUCGAGCAGCUGCUGUCCAACAUGUUUGACGGGAAUCGCCGCGAGUCCGUCCUCGUGAACGGGAUCCAGGUGCUGCUGACCCUGCUGGAGCCGCGCAGACCCAGGCCGGAGCUGGGUGGGAUCGGGGCCUUCUUCGACAUCGACGGGCAACUGGAACUCUGUCACCCCGGAUACGACCCCGCGACCCCACAGAGCAGCCUGGGCGUCCUGCUGGCAAUCCAGCUGAGAGUGAGAGACUUCCAGCAGCUGCUGAGAGACCCGCCCAGGAAAGAGCCAAUCAAAACGACCUGUGGGGUUCUGGACCCGCCCCUCGGUUCCGUGCGCCUCCAGGUGGUAAAGCUGCUGAACUGCAUCCUGCAGGCGAACCAGCUGUCUGUCUGCGAGGAGCUGCUGAAAUUCAGAGUCAUAGAGACCACGCUGGAUCUUUUCUUCCAAUACACCUUCAAUAACUUUCUGCAUACUCAGGUAGAGCAGUGUGUGGGUCUGGUGUUCUCGAACCCCUGGCCAAGGCAGGAGGACCAGACAGGAGAGGAGACUCCCUCCAGCACUCAGGACAACCAGCUAGUAAGACAUUUGUUAGAAAAAUGCGGUUUGAUACAAAGAGUUUUAACAGCUUGGGAAGAGAAUGAAAAACAGCAGAAGGAGGGAGGGAGGAGGCGUGGCUACAUGGGUCACCUGACCAGGAUAGCCAACCACAUCGCUCAGAGCUGUGAGAAGGGGCCAAACCAAUCGGUGACCUCAGAAAUAAUCAAAGCUUUCACUGAGGAGGAGAGGGAGAGGUGGGAGAAUUUCGUGUCUGGAGCUCUUUCUGAAGCCAACCAGAGGAACACUGUGGACCUGGAAAGCACUCACAACAUGCACUGCUCCACUGACGAUGAGGAAGGAGAGCUCAGAGAUUUCAGCUUCCCUCAAGAAGCUGUUCUGCAGCAGGCGUUUGCUGAUUAUCAGAUCCAGCAGAUGACGUCAAACUUCAUCGACCAUUUCGGAUUCAACGAUGAGCAGUUCGGGGAACAGGAGGACGGUGUGAAUAUUCAUCUCCGACAGAUUCAAAGCGCACCUUUCGAUAAAGCUUCCAAUAUCAAUUUUUCCCUCAAUGUUGACAACGAAAGUCUCAACUCCAGUUUGUUUGAUCUCUGCUGUAAGGAGAAGAUUCAGCAGUUUGAUGAUGAGGAGGAGGAGGGUGAGAAUUCGGACGAGGAAGAUGUCUGGCAGGGGGAAGAGCCCCGGCUCUCUGUGGGUGCAUUGACGGGGCGCUGCAGGAGCUCUGGCAGCACAGACAGCCGAAGGAGCAGAGACUCCGAAGAGGAGGAGAGAGAGAACGAGGAAGGGGCCCAACAAACAAGUGUCACCCCUGACCCCAAAACUAAAGAAACAGAUUUUGGCUGGGUCGCUGAUUUCUCCUCCCUCUCUAUCUCCCCGGCUCAGUCGCCGGUGGACCCGGGUUCAAGCAUGUGGGAGCGCUCCGGGCAGCCAAAAGGGAGCGAUGGAGAGAGUUGGGUUAACUUCUCAAACAGGUGUCCCACAAUCCCACGCAGCUCCCAGGAAGUCUCCAUGGAAACAAGCCCCUCCCCUCAGACAGCCGUGACAUCACAGCAGUCUUCUAAGCAAACCACUGACGUCCUUGUCGCAGCUCCUCCCAGCUCUCUGUCGCCCCCUGCCUCUGUGGAGGCCAAACGCACCCCCUCGCAAACAGAAUCUAAUCCUCCUACAGCUCCCCCUGCAGUCGAGGAGGGUAAAUGCACUGCUGAUAUAGAAUCUAAUUCCUCUUCAGCGCCCCCUGCAGUCAAGGAGGGUAAAUGCACCUCUGAUAUAGAAUCCAAUUCCUCUUCAGCUCCCCCUGCAGUCGAGGAGGGUAAAUGCACCACUGAUAUAGAAUCCAAUUCCUCUUCAGCGCCCCCUGCAGUCAAGGAGGGUAAAUGCACCUCUGAUAUAGAAUCCAAUUCCUCUUCAGCGCCCCCUGCAGUCAAGGAGGGUAAAUGCACUGUUGAUAAAGAAUCCAAUUCCUCUUCAGCGCCCCCUGCAGUCAAGGAGGGUAAAUGCAAUGCUGAUGUAGAAUCAAAUUCCUCUUCAGCGCCCCCUGCAGUCAGGGAGGGUAAAUGCACCGCUGAUAUAGAAUCGAAUUCCUCUUCAGCGCCCCCUGCAGUCAGGGAGGGUAAAUGCACCACUGAUAUAGAAUCUAAUUCCUCUUCAGCGCCCCCUGCAGUCAAGGAGGGUAAAUGCACUGCUGAUAUAGAAUCCAAUUCCUCUUCAGCUCCCCCUGCAGUCGAGGAGGGUAAAUGCACCUCUGAUAUAGAAUUUAAUUCCUCUUCAGCGCCCUCUGUGGCCAAGGAGGGUAAAUGCAGCCCUGCGAAACCAGAAUCGAAUACUGAAAAAGUGGUUAAAUUAAACCCAGGUAAUGUAGAAGCCUGUACAGCGCCCCCUACUGCCAAGGAGGUCAAACGCAGCCCCGAAAUUAACAGAGAGACGCAGUCUGGCUCCCCUGCUGGCGAGGAGGGCGACCGCGACUCUGACAAAGCCGGGCGGAGCGGAGGGAGUUCGGGGGCCAGUCGGAGCCCCAAGAAAACGAAAAACCCGCCCACAGCGCCCCCCGCCUCCACAGAAGGGAAGUGCAGCAGCAGCAGCGGACCAGGGAGAGCGACCCCUGGUGGGGAGAGGGAGAGGGAGGAGGGGGCCGCUCUGCCCAAUGGGGAGAGAGAGGGGGGUUCCUCUCCGAGUCUUCCCAGCAUGCAGCGCUGCAGCAGCGAUACAGGAUCUUCAGCAGCUACCUCAGAUCCUCCGUCUGUCACUCAAACCGUUCAGGACCGCCCCCCGGCUGACAUCACAGAGAAAGCCACGCCCACUGAGGAGAAACCACCGUCGCACAGAUAAGCAUUGAAGUUAUCAACAGCAGAAUUCAAGAUCUCUCUCUCUUUCUCUCCCUCCCUCCCCCUCCUUCUCUCAAUCUACGAGUCACGAAGCAGGAAGAAGGGAACGAAAAACACAGGGAGGAAGACGAAGAAAAAGAGGAAGUAGAGAGAGAGAGAGGAAAACUGUGAAAAUAUGAAAUAUGUAAUAAAGCACUUGUCCUGAAAUCAGAGUUUAAGAAAAAAAAACAACAAACUUAUUUUUCUGUCUCCUUUUUGAUUCUUGUUUCCUUUUUAUUCUGUUCAAAAUAUUAAACAUUUCAAAGAUG